Messenger RNA from Patella vulgata (common limpet), 5211 nucleotides. RefSeq names its product cadherin-related tumor suppressor. Gene Ontology annotation, molecular function: cadherin binding; calcium ion binding. Gene Ontology annotation, biological process: homophilic cell-cell adhesion. NCBI's taxonomy places the organism in Eukaryota, Metazoa, Mollusca, Gastropoda, Patellidae. Gene Ontology annotation, cellular component: membrane; catenin complex. The transcript is spliced from 14 exons. The coding region runs from base 24 to 2636 and encodes 870 amino acids. The record is from RefSeq and is a predicted model, not a curated record.
AUAUUUCUGUUAGCGAUGGCAGUAUGUUAGAUUAUGAAUCUUUACCAUCAGUUAUCACUGUAGAAAUAACAGCUUUCGAUGGUGAUUUAUUUUCAAAUCCUGGUAUAUUAACUGUUAACCUACAGAAUGUCAACGAAGCACCAGUCUUUACACUGGCUGAAUAUAACUUCAAUGUUUAUGGAAGCAAGGCUGGCCAGGUUGUGAUAAACAAUUUAACACAGUUCGCUUCGGAUCCGGAUCAAAACGAUGUUUUGACAUUUUUAAUCUUUCCAUCAAAUCCAAAUUUUUUUAUCAACCCUUCAACAGGAGCCAUUUCAUUUACUUCUGAUUAUCCAUCUUCCUUACCAAAAUUAAUUAGACUUCCGGUGGUUGCUCGAGAUUUAGGAAAUCUGAAUGACUUGGCGAACAUAACAGUGAGAAUCAAUGACACAAACCAGCCACCUGUUUUGACCAAUUUACCAGAAAGAGUUCAAGUGCUAGAAAAUACAGCAUCAGGAACCACAGUUUUUACUGUCUCAAGCCAAGAUGUAGAUGGCGGUGAUACGAUUACCUACACGAUGCAAGCUGUUAAUACUGCAACCCAGUUAUUUUCUAUCAGUAGCGCCGGAGUAAUAUCUGUAAAAAGUGGAAUUAUUUUAGAUUAUGAAAGUUUACCAUCAAUUUUCUAUUUGACUAUCAGAGCUUUUGAUGGUCAGCUUUAUUCCACACCAGCUAAUCUGACCAUACAACUAAUAAAUGUAAAUGAAGCACCCAGAUUUAACCCAUCACAGUUUUCUUUUACUGUUAAUGAAGGGAAGGCAGGUCAGAUACUAGUGCCAUCCUUAAUCACAUACAUCAUAGACGAGGAUGCAAACGAACAAUUUACAUUUUCCUUAGUUCCUGGCACCAACUCCGACAGAUUCAGCAUUGACCAAUCUACUGGUGCGAUUAGAUUUAGUGCAGAUUACGAUACAGACCCAAAUCGCGCCCCCAAUCAAGUGACACUAGAUGUACUGGUAAGGGACACAGGACUAGGUUUCAGUACGGGAAAGAUCACUCUCAGUAUCAGCAAUGUGAAUCAAGUCCCAAUGUUUACCAACCUACCCAAGGAGGUACAGAUCUCACCAGACACUCCCGCUGGUACCGUCGUUUUUACGGUUAGUUUUAGUGAUCCAGACUCUUUGGAUACACUAACUCUUAAUGGAAUGUUUACCAACACGGUCUCCAGCAAUUCAUUUAGUUUCAACCAGAUUAAUGGUGAGUUAAAAUACCUUGGUCUAGUCAGUAUCCCAGGACAUGUUCUACAGUGUACACUUAGUGAUGGUAAAGUUACUACUACAGCUCAGCUUAACAUACUUGUGUACCAAGAUCCCCAAGUAACCACUACAUUAGUCCCGACUACUACAACAGCUUCUCGUGAAUUACUUAUUACCAAUCUACCACAGACAAUCACCAUAGCAGAAAACGUUCAAUCACAAACUAUCGUCUUUAAAGUUACAACAAGCAAUGCAGUUACCAGCCCCCUUUCCUUCCAGUUACAACAUUUAAACACGGGUGAUCUGUUUGCUAUAAAUAAUGAUGGUGAUGUAUACGUUACCAAUGGAGCUGUGCUAGAUUAUGAAUCCUUACCAACUUUAAUCUACCUGACAAUAACAGCCAAUAAUGGCGCAGUUUCUUCUAAACCAGUCAAUCUGACAGUUAGAUUAUCUAAUGUCAACGAACCACCUAAAUUUAAUCAAUCGUUGUACAGUUUUAUUAUUGGUGACGCUAAGUUGGGAGAUGAUUUGACACAAACACUCAUACCCUACAUCAACGACCCGACUAGUAAACUGUUCAGUUUAGCUUCGACAACGUAUGCUCAAUAUUUUGCCAUUAAUCCCACCACAGGUGCAAUUAGGCUCGCUACAAACCCACCACUACUUCCUAAACAGGUUAAUUUAACCGUUAUUGUACAAGAUUCAUCUAUUGGAGGACAGACUUCCACGGCUGUGAUCAGUCUCUUCAUGAACCUUCCUCCUCGUUUUACUAACCUUCCCAGUACUGUCACUAUACCAUCCGACACGCGUCCACGAGAUGCUAUAUUCACUGUCCAGACGACUGAUCCUAAUCCUGGUGAUAUUUUAACACUGCGCUUGAUUACAUCACAAUCCAAGUUCGGUUUAGGAAGCAUCACAAAUGACGUAUUUGUCCAAUUAGGAGACAGCUUUUCAGCUAAUGAGAGUUAUAUUAUAGAGUUUAGUGUUUCUGAUGGGCAGAAACUGGUCAAUUCUGCUCUUACAGUGCAUGUGUACAUUCCAGCAAAAACUAUAACCGAAAUACCAACGAGUCUAACGACGAAACCUACCGUUGUAGAUCCAAAGACGACAACCAGUAAUACUGUUACAGAUUCUAACGAUAGCCUGCCACUUCUUGAAAGACCAUGGGCGAUAACAGCCAUUAUUAUUACAGCUGUACUGGUGCCGACGUUGAUUAUAUUAGUAGCAGUUAUAAUCUGUAAGCGACGUAAUGGACACGAUGACAGGUCCAGUUCUAACGAGAAGAUUUACGAUCAAAGAUCAAACAGAUCACUUCCACUAUCUUUCUAUCCUAGUUACAACCAUGGAAAGGGUUUCUACCAAACCCACACAUACCCACAUAACUUUAAUUUUACUGAUUAAUUAAAUUAUUCAAAAGUAUUAGAACUAUGAAGUUUUUUAUUUAUGUGUUACCUAUACAAAUAAAGAAAAUGCAAGCUUGGGUCGAGAAACCGUCGAGGACAAUUGUAAAUGGGCAAAAUAUCUAAAGUCUGAUUUGUACACUUAUGUUGAAAAAUAUCUGAAGUCUAUUUUCAAUGUGUACACUCUAAAAUAACGUGUGUUGAAAAAUAUCUAAAGUCUCCUAUCAACUUGUACUAUACAAGAUAAUUAGAAUUAUACCGUUAUUUUAUUUCUUCUUUAUUAUUCUGAUUUUCUACACUGCAUGACAUAUAACAUAAUUGGCAAUCGUAAAGUCCUGGGCCCUGUUUCUCGAAAUCUUAACUAAAGAUAAAAUCCAAAUUUUAGUAGAUACCUCAAUUUUGAUUGGCUAAGCACUAAAAUCAGUCUAAUAUUAUCCAAUCAAAUUACUAAAAUUUGGAUUUUAUCUUAGUUAAAAUUUCGUGAAACAGGCCCCUGGUCCCUAUCGCGUAUCCGUAUUGAUUUUGCCUGUGACGUCAUCAUGGCAUGUGUAUUUCUCAUACGGAUACGGCAGCACGUAUCGAACAGCUUUCAUACGGAAAAGGUCAUGCUACUUUUAGACACUAAAAUGCUGUGCCGUAGCGUUUGAUGUGAUUUUAACCAUGAUAAAGACUGGAAUUUAAUCAUUAUUUUUUAUUAGCUUUUCGCGGAAUUUUCAUAUUUUUCCUAUAUGCCUGUCUGCAUGCUGGUUGAUCUACCUGCUAAAUUUAGGGAGGCGGGACCGUGCCAUCUGUAAAAAGGGUAUACAUUCUGAAAUGAUACAUUAGUGAAACCAAAAAUUGCCGUUGAAUUCGAAGAUUUUUUUUAAUAAGAUUCGACACUAAUUUUUUUUUAAUUUUUACAUAACUCAGCGACUGUUGAGCGACUUUGCUCCCUUCAGGAAUUUGUAGGUCAGGCACUUGACUAGUACUGAUGUUGAUCUUGGUAGAUAACUGCCAUCAUGCUGUAAUGGGACUAAGCUCAACUCAGCUACUCAUACGUACGCGGUACGAAAAUCUGCCAAAACUCUAAAACUAUAUUGACACAACCUAUCACGUGACGAUACGGAUACGUGAUACGGAUGGAAAAGAUUCCGCUUGCCAAAAGUCUCUAUUUAUUCAGACGGUUGACGUAUGAGUGUGUUACAUACAAGACUUCGAUGAGUUUAUAAAUAGAUCAGCUGAUUAAUAGGAAAUGAAAUAAAAGAUGGGGUUUAAUGUUCCAGCAUCAACCGGGGUAAUAUCGACAUGCACACGUCAUGCAGUGCUAUGAAGUAAAUUUUGCCCUGACAGGAGGACAGCGACGCUUCCUCCUACUCGUAAUUUAAAUUCAUCUGUCAGGCCUGGCAAAUCUCGAUCAAACAUAAUUAACCAGUUUCAUUCUCAAAAAUAUAUAUGUGACUUCUCCAUUUAAACAAAUGAUAAAUGCAACAUUAAUGCAAUGAAAUGGGGUUUAGCGUCCUUCUGUUCUGCUCCGAUUAGACAUAUGCCAUGCAGUGUGUUAUGAGGGAAUUAUUACCCGCACAGCAGCGCUACGGUCUACUCUUAUACUUAAUAACAACUGUGAAGGAUUAUUUUAUGGGACCUUAAUUCGCAAAUCAUUUAGUUUUAUAUAUUUUGAAUCUGUUAUAAGUAUUUUAGUUGCAUCAAGUUUUAAUAAUAGAUUACGAAAUAUAUUGCAUAUAUUAUUUUUGUAUUUUUUUUAUAAGUAUGUUAUUUAUAUUAGACGUCAUAAAUACAUUACAACUUUUUCAAGUUACAUCUUUGUCAAAUUACAUAUAUUUGCAAUUGCGUCUAUAAGAUGUCUCUAAAUAGUUAUCAGUAUUUUAUUCAAAUUAGACAUUACGAACUGUAUUAGAUGGGUCAUGUUUGUAAUUUGUAUUUAUAUCCAAAAAUAAAUUACAAACUUUAUAAAUGGGUUAUGUUUGUAAUUUGUAUUUUACAACCAAAAUAGAUUACGAACUUUAUAAAAUGGAUUAUGUUUUAAUCUGGAUUUACAACAAAAAUAGAUUACGAACGGCAUAAAAUGGGUUAUGUUUGUAAUUUGUAUUUAAAAAAAAAAUAGAUUACGAACUUUAUAAAAUUGGUUAUUUUUGUAAUUUGUAUUUACAACGAAAUUAGAUCACCAACUUUAUAUAAUUGGUUAUGUUUGUAAUUUGUACUUUUACAACCAAAAUAGAUUACGAAAUUUAUAUAAUGGGUUAUGUUUGUAAUUUGUAUUUAAAACCAAAAUAGAUUACGAACUUUAUAAUAUUGGUUAUAUUUGUAAUUUGUAUUUACAACGAAAUUAGAUCACGAACUUUAUAAAAUUGGUUAUGUUUGUAAUUUGGAUUUACAACCAAAAUAGAUUACGAACUGCAUAAAAUAGUUUAUGUUUGUAAUUUGUAUUUAAAACCAAACUAGAUUACGAAUUUUAUAAAAUGGGUUAUUUCUUUGUUAUUUGUAUUUACGAUCAAAAUAGAUUACGAAAUUUAUAAAAUGGAUUAUGUUUAUUAUUUAUAUUUACAACUUUGUUAGAUAUAAUAUUUUUGUAAUCUGUA